Myotis brandtii (Brandt's bat) is the source of this 2182-nucleotide messenger RNA. RefSeq lists its product as uncharacterized. The record is from RefSeq and is a predicted model, not a curated record. Lineage: Eukaryota; Metazoa; Chordata; Mammalia; Chiroptera; Vespertilionidae. Bases 342 to 1151 code for a protein of 269 amino acids. Gene Ontology annotation, biological process: virion assembly. Gene Ontology annotation, molecular function: zinc ion binding; nucleic acid binding. The transcript has a single exon.
CCGAUCUUCUCCUCUUGGACUCUCCGCCCCCCUAUCCCUCUCCUCUCCAGCCAGAGCCACCGGAGAGACCAGAGCCUGUAGCACCCCCCGCUCCUCCCGCGGAGGGACCGGCCCAGGGUACCCGGAGGCAGAGAAGGCAGCCAGUGUCUCCUGACUCGACUGUGGCCUGCCCUCUUCGACCCUACGGGCCUCCGCCCACCCGUGGGGAUGAUGACGAGUCGGCUCCGCUUCAGCCGCUCCAAUACUGGCCCUUCUCCUCGGCAGAUCUCUAUAACUGGAAAACUAACCAUCCUCCCUUUUCAGAGGAUCCACAACGCUUGACGGGGCUAGUUGAGUCCCUGAUGUUCUCUCAUCAGCCCACCUGGGACGACUGCCAACAGCUCCUCCAGACUCUCUUUACUACGGAGGAAAGGGAGCGGAUUCUUUUGGAGGCCCGAAAGAACGCUCCUGGCCCCGAUGGUCGGCCAACCCAGCUCUCCCAUUUGGUGGAUGCAGCCUUUCCAUUGGCCAGACCGGACUGGGAUUUCAACACGGCAGAAGGUAGGGAGCACCUGAAGGUCUACCGCCAGACUCUAGUGGCCGGCCUCAGAGGGGCAGCAAGGCGCCCCACAAAUCUGGCUAAGGUAAGAGAGGUCAUCCAGGGGCCCACUGAACCGCCCUCUGUAUUUCUUGAACGGUUAAUGGAGGCAUUCAGGCGGUACACCCCAUUUGACCCCGCUUCGGAGGGACAGAAAGCUUCGGUAGCCAUGGCUUUCAUAGGACAGUCAGCAUUAGACAUUAAGAGGAAGCUGCAGAGAUUAGAAGGGCUGCAGGACUUUACUCUUCAGGAUUUAGUUAAGGAAGCGGAGAAAGUGUACCACAAAAGAGAGACGGAGGAGGAGAAGGAGUUGCGAAAAGAGAAGGAAAGGGAGGAAAGAGAAGAAAAGAGAGAGAGAAGGGAAGAGAAAAGGCUAACCCGUAUCUUGGCCGCAGUGAUAGGAGAAAGUAAACCGCAGGAGAAGGGAAAGGAAAGACAGGCAGGAAACUUGGGCAACAGGCCACCGUUAGGCAAAAACCAAUGUGCCUACUGCAAGGAAGAAGGGCAUUGGAAGCGGGAAUGCCCGAAGAGACUAGCGAAAAAGGCGCUGGCUCUUCAGGAAGAUAGUGAUUGAAGAAGUCGAGGCUCGGUUCCCCUCCCCGAGCCUAGGGUAACUCUCAAGGUGGAGGGGAAGCCUGUUAAUUUCCUGGUGGACACCGGAGCCCAGUAUUCCGUUCUUAAGAAACCACUAGGGCCGGUCUCCCAGAAAACCUCCUGGGUGAUAGGGGCAACAGGAAAUGAACAAUACUCCUGGACCACUAAUCGGACGGUAGAUUUAGGCACGGGAAGAGUGACUCAUUCCUUCCUCAUAAUACCAGAGUGCCCAGCCCCCCUUCUGGGGAGAGAUUUAUUAACUAAAAUGGGGGCCCAGAUCACCUUCACCCCACGAGGGCCGACCCUGACCCAACAUGGGGAACCAAUUACCCUCUUGACACUUCAGCUCGAAGAUGAACAUCGGCUGUUUGAAAAUAAUGUCCGAGGGGAUGAGAGGAUAGCAGAAUGGUUACAGCAAUACCCUAAGGCUUGGGCCGAAACUGCGGGAAUGGGCUUAGCAACCGAACGGCCCCCCGUGAUAGUAGAGCUUAAGUCUACAGCAACCCCGAUUGCGGUACGGCAGUAUCCCAUGGCAAAAGAAGCCUGGAGGGGAAUUAAGAUCCAUAUCCAGCGCCUCUUACACCUAGGGGUUUUGGUUAAAUGCCAUUCCCCGUGGAAUACCCCUCUCCUCCCGGUAAAGAAACCUGGAACUAAUGACUACCGACCGGUGCAGGACUUAAGGGAAGUCAACAAGAGGGUGCAGGACAUUCAUCCCACGGUCCCCAAUCCUUAUAAUCUCCUGAGUUCUAUCCCUCCGUCUCAUGUAUGGUAUUCAGUCCUAGACUUAAAGGAUGCCUUCUUCUGCCUGCGGCUGCACCCUGCCAGCCAAAACAUCUUUGCUUUCGAAUGGAGAGACCCAGACUCGGGGAUGACAGGGCAGCUGACUUGGACCCGGCUUCCCCAAGGGUUCAAGAAUUCUCCCACCAUCUUCGAUGAGGCCCUUCAUCAAGAUCUGGCUGCUUUCCGCGCUGACCACCCGCAGGUCACUCUUCUCCAGUACGUAGACGACCU